AUUUUUUAAAUUUUGUAGUUUUUCAAAAGGAAAGAGUUGGCGCGCAUUAUAUAUAAGUAGCUAGAGUCUUGAGAGCUUUGAGAACACGCAGAAGCAACCACCAUGGGAAGGCGUUCGAGAAGCGAAACUAAAGCUACAGAGCAAGAAGACAACUUCGCUCGGAGAAAGAGAAGUCUCAAUACUGAGCCUCCGAAAAUGCGUAGACCAAUGCGAAGAGCCAAGACCAUCUGUUCCUGUAGCUCUCCUUCCUCCUCUACUUUCCUCAACGCACAUUCCAACUUCUCCUGGUUUGAAAAGGACCUGUGGACAGAGGUCGCGAAGUUUCUUGACGGGAGGUCACUGGUGAUGCUUGCAGUCACUAGUCGGUGGUUCAAUCGUACACUGAUGGAAGAUUGUAUAUGGAAGUAUGUUUGCAUGCGUGAUCUUCAGGUUUCUACUCCAUGCCACGUGUCCUUCAAAUGGAUCGACCUCUAUGCUGCAGCUUUUGAUGGGAGUCAUUCUUACAAUUUCCAUCAGCAGGAGAAACAUAUUGUAGACUGGAUGCGAAUUGGUGCUUUUUCAAUGGACUCUUCUGCAGCAUUUCUGACAGAAAGACUCCAAUUUCCAGCUAGAAUCCCCGACGAAGAUGAGGCACAUAAUUUUUUGCAGUCCACAGGCUGUUGUGUUAUAAACAAUGUUAAGAAGGGAAUAUGGAUAGCAGAUCUUCAGCUUGUUCGAUGCCCAGUCUGUGACCUCAAUACAUGCGAUGGAACAAUGCAGACUUUAGAUGCAAGGCACAUAGAGCUAUUUUUGAACAAGGAAUACCGCAAUGGGAGCUGGAAAUACGAACUGGUAGGAUCUCAUGAUAACCAAAUGCAUGCAGAUGGAGCUUCGGGGGCAAUUUUUGAUGUUGAGCACCUCCGAGACUGUUCAACAUCUGCGGUGUUUAAUCUCAAAUCAUGGGUCGGUAAACCAAUGGACUGGCAACCCAGAGCUGUGAUUACUCUCCAUGCUGUUGCUGUCAACACCAAUUUACAAAAAAAUGAAGGAAUUCAUGUCAAGUACCACGCCAUGAGAGCUGGACCUGAUGGCGAAGUUGUUUCAAUUAGAAUCUCCCAACAGCUCCUGUGAUUUUUCCAAGUUUUGUUCUGGAAACAGAAAAUAAAGGAAGAAUAAAAACAAAAGGGGAAAAUCGGCUAUCUGAUAUAGAGAUACACACACCACGAAAAAAAAUAGUUUCGCUUUCGUGCACCAUUCAAUCAAAUUUAGAUUACAGAAUAGAGUCUCUAGAGACACUAGUGAGUUUGGUUUGGUUAUUAUCUUUGUCCUGUUCUUGUUGUAUGAACGUGACAUAUCAUUCUUUGAUGUAUUUACAUAACCAAAUUUGUACCUAAAAGAAUAUUAUAGCAAAGUGUAAGUAAAUGUACGGAUAUUCAGAUCUAAAAAA
This is a messenger RNA of Cannabis sativa, 1426 nucleotides long. Its product is annotated as probable F-box protein At3g61730. The transcript is spliced from 8 exons. Gene Ontology annotation, biological process: reproductive system development. NCBI's taxonomy places the organism in Eukaryota, Viridiplantae, Streptophyta, Magnoliopsida, Rosales, Cannabaceae. The coding region runs from base 103 to 1110 and encodes 335 amino acids. Gene Ontology annotation, cellular component: nucleus. Gene Ontology annotation, molecular function: protein binding. The record is from RefSeq and is a predicted model, not a curated record.